This is a messenger RNA of Toxotes jaculatrix (banded archerfish), 6586 nucleotides long. Its product is annotated as protein MTSS 1-like. Bases 448 to 3162 code for a protein of 904 amino acids. The transcript has 17 exons. Gene Ontology annotation, cellular component: cytoplasmic side of plasma membrane; actin cytoskeleton. NCBI's taxonomy places the organism in Eukaryota, Metazoa, Chordata, Actinopteri, Toxotidae. Gene Ontology annotation, molecular function: actin binding; phospholipid binding. Gene Ontology annotation, biological process: positive regulation of actin filament bundle assembly; plasma membrane organization; adherens junction maintenance. The record is from RefSeq and is a predicted model, not a curated record.
GUGAACAGCUCUGACUGUCGGUCUUUACCUGUCAGGACACGGAACGAAUACCAAACGUAUAUCGUGGAUUAUUUUUAGUUUCGAGUAGCAAACUGCAAAAGAUUAUCUUCACGGUCCAGCCAUGGGUAUGACCGGGGCGGCGUGGAGGGGAGAGCGGGGUUUAAAUUUCUCCUUUCGCCCCAACAUCGCCUUUUGAUUGGAAGCGUACGGUGCGCUAGAGCAGAACCAAGCUGCGUUUCUUUACAUCUUUGACUGAGAUAAAAGUUGUUCAGAACCGUGAGAACAGCAGAGACUAUUUAACGCGGGUUAGUUCGUUUUAGUUCAUAAAUCUUUUUUGGAGUUUUUGUCUGCUUUUUCCUCUCUGUUUUUGAUUUUCCUGGAGAGCGGAGGUGGCGAACUGAAAGCGGCUCACCGAGUCGGGACUGACCGCUGGAGUUGGUCCUGAAAAUGGAGGCUGUUAUCGAGAAGGAAUGCAGCGCGCUCGGAGGACUCUUCCAAACUCUUAUCGGAGACAUGAAAAGCAGCUACCCUAUUUGGGAGGACUUUAUCACCAAGGCUGGCAAACUGCAGUCGCAGCUCAGAGCGACAGUGGUUGCUGUGGCGGCCUUCCUGGAUGCCUUUCAGAAAGUGGCUGACCUGGCUACCAACUCACGAGGUGGGACCAGAGACAUUGGAUCAGCGUUGACCAGGAUGUGUAUGAGACAUCGCAGCAUAGAGGCUAAACUCAAACAGUUCUCCAUGGGUUUCCUGGAGGGACUGAUCAACCCUCUACAAGAACAGAUGGAGGAGUGGAAAAGAGGAGUAAAUACUUUGGACAAGGACCAUGCUAAAGAGUACAAAAGAGCUCGGCAGGAAAUUAAGAAGAAGUCCUCGGACACACUGAAACUUCAGAAGAAAGCAAAGAAAGCUGAUAAUCUAGGUCGAGGUGAUAUCCAGCCGCAGUUGGACAGCGCCAUGCAGGAUGUCAGUGAUAAAUACAUUCUGCUGGAAGAGACAGAGAAGCAGGCCCUGAGGAAGGCACUCAUAGAGGAGAGACAGAGAUUCUGCUGUUUCGUAGCCAUGCUGCGGCCUGUAGUGGAUGAGGAGAUUUCUAUGUUGGGAGAGGUCACCCAUCUCCAGGCCAUCUCUGAUGACCUCAAAGCCCUGACCUCCGACCCGCACAAGCUUCCCCCUGCUAGCGAACAGGUGAUUAUGGACCUGAAGGGCUCAGACUAUGGCUGGUCAUAUCAAACGCCUCCCUCAUCCCCCAGCACCACUAUGUCCAGGAAGUCUAGCAUGUGCAGUAGUCUGAACAGCGUUAACAGUAGUGACUCCAGAGGAUCCAGUGGCUCUCACUCUCAUUCUCCUUCCUCCUCUUCUUCCUCCUCUUCCUCACACCACCUCUUUCACCACCAUCACCCCCGUCAUCGGUACCGUAGCUCCACGCUGCCGCAGCAGGCCCCGGCUCGGCUCUCUAGCAUCUCCUCCCACGACUCGGGCUUCAUUUCUUCAUCACAAGACCAUUACAUGUCGUCCAAAUCAUCCUCGCCCAUGCCAGCUGAAACAAAGCCUUGUCCCAGUUCCAGCCCCUCUGAGGUGUCCGAGACUGGGCAGCUUCACAGUGACUGCAGCUCCCCCUCUCCUCUAGCUGCUGCUACUGCACCUCAGCACACUACUGACAAGUUGUCCAAUGGGUUUGACCACUACAGUCCUGCCAGUUCCCCCUAUCUGCAUAGCAACGGGGGGAGUUUGGGUUCAGUGUCAGGCACUGCCUUCCCGUUCUUCCCUCCUUCCUCCUCAUCCUCCACCUCCACCUCCUCCUCCUGCCCCACCCGUUCAUGGUCACGUCCCGCCUCAGCCUUGCUGCCAGACUACCCUCACUACUGCACGCUGGGCUCCCCCAUGGUGCCUUCAUCUCGUGUCCCCAGCUGGAAGGAUUGGGCUAAGCCAGGGCCAUAUGACCAGCCCAUGGUCAACACGCUCAGGAGGAAGAAGGACAGGGAGACCCCAGCUAUAAUAGACAGUAAUGGUAGUAUGAACAACAACAGCAGUCCAUCCUCAGGCCCUGCCUCGACCUCGACCUCAACACCAGCUCAGGCUGUGCUGCAAACACCAGUUCCAUCGGCCUCAGUGGAAGAGAAGGGCCUGACUGUGGCUACACCUCUGAAGGCUGGUGAUAUUGAGGCCCACGAGGAAUUGGCUCUGGCCUUAUCCAGAGGUCUGGAGCUGGACACCCAGAGGUCCAGCAGAGACUCCAUCCAGUGCUCCAGUGGCUACAGCACGCAGACCAACACACCCUGCUGCUCUGAAGACACUAUACCUUCACAAGUAUCAGAUUAUGACUAUUUCUCAAUGGCUGGAGAUCAGGAGCCUGAGCAGCAGCAGUCUGACUUUGACAAGUCCUCCACCAUCCCCAGAAACAGUGACAUCAGUCAGUCCUACCGACGCAUGUUCCAGACCAAACGCCCAGCCUCCACAGCUGGCCUGCCCAGCACACAGGCUCCUUACCCCGGGCAGGGGGCCUACCCUGCAGGGCCCUAUCCCCCCACACCUAUCCACACAGGAGCUUAUCCGUCUACCCCUCCUGGGGCUUAUCCUGCUACCCCUACAGGCUCAGGUUCAGGUCAGGGAUAUUAUUCUGGAUCCAGCUCCCAUAAUCCCUCCGGCUCCUACUCUACAGGCCACGGUCCAGUUAUCGUCACCCCAGGGGUUGCCACAAUCCGCCGCACCCCCUCUUCAAAACCCUCUACUCGCCGUUCAGGCUCUGUUGUGGGUACAGGCCCCAUCCCUAUUCGCACACCGGUUGUCCCAGUAAAAAUCCCAACGGUGCCCGGAAUGUCAGGAGCGGUUAAUGGGAGCAGGAGUGCAGAGGAGAUGGGAGGAGGGGGAGGAGGAGGAGGAGGACAAGAAAGCCCAGAUUCUCCAACAUUUGCAGGAGGGGAGGAUGCUGGCACGUUACCUGUGGUGUCCUGGAGUGGUCAGGCUACAACAAACCCACCCACCGUUCCCCAGCCCAACCAGCUGACCCAGCAGCACCUUCAGAGUGAGACUGGGCCGGAAGGAGGAGGAGGAGGAGAGGAGGCAGGAGAAGGGGGUGACGGAAACAUGCUGGUGGCCAUUCGCAAGGGGGUCAAGCUCAAGAGAACCCUCACCAACGACCGGUCGGCACCGCGCAUCGCGUGAUGAUGUCGUCAUCGAGGGUCACAAACAACAUGCUAUGUCGUGUCAUAGAAACGAGGCUCCCCCUUCAUUAUAUUUGUAAAUGAGGCUAAAGGCUUUACAGAAAGUGUCGCUGAUAGAAAUGCGAUGUACAGAAUCAAAAGGCUUCUUACGCUCGUAUCAGAAAUCAUUGGCACCUGCUCUAUACUUCUCACUCUGUAAAUUUCCAUCUGUGAGGAUCUCUCACUACAGAAACCAUCUAUAAUGAGAGGAAGAUAUUUAGAAAUGCAAGGGGGCAAGUUUUUUUUUCAUUUGGCUUAUGAUGCAUCAGAAAUUGUGUAAAGCGAGGUUGGUUAGAAUAUUGGUUUGGACCUGAAGCGGAUCACAGGCCCACUUUGUUAAUAAUUGUAUGAGCUUGUGUGAUAACAAGGAAAAGACUUUAUUUUUUUUACAAAAUAAAGGAUUCUGGCCUAAGCACUAAAAUGUAGUUGCAAAUCCGAGCCCACAGCUGUGUAAUCAAAGCAAACAUGGGGAUGUUUUUGUUAAUAACAAGAAGGACAGAGCAGUAUGUUCAUUUAAGAGGACAGUACAGACCUACUGUACACACAUGUAUCCAGUAUUCUCCCCGAAGCCGAGGGUUGGACAAGGACAGUGUGAAUGCCUCUUCUUUCUGUAAAAAAAAAAAAACAGUGUAAUUUAUGCCUCAACACUUACUGUUGCAGGAAUGCAUUGUACCAUCAAGGGACAAAUAAGCAUUCUAACUGCACAGUGACUUGGCAGAAGAAGCACAAUAACCACUGCAACUACAACACAGUGUCAAGAGAGCAAUAUUCAGGUGCACUAAAAAGUAAUGGCUCCAUUUGGCGACUCCUGAACUGUACUGGCUCCUCGCUCGGAGAGACGCCCUGACGGCUGUAGGAGGGUGCUGCGUUGUCAAAGCAGCCCUCCACUCACAGUUCAAAUACUAAAAUACGUGAGACACAGAGUCAACAUGGACGGGGCUAUGGACGAUACAGAGAGCUCCUUAAAAAAAAACAAAAGCAAAGGAACUGACUGUAUUACACCCAAGUCGAAGUUUCAGGAGACUACAGUGGUUGAUGAGUUUCGUUGUGUUUUGCUUUAGUUGUUUUAGUAUUUACAUCAUUUGUAAAUAAUUUUGCAGGUCUCUGUUGCUGAGGAGUGUGUGUUGGUGCUUCUCGCGCUCUGUAUCUUCGCUCACUGCUCCACAGUGCCAAAAUCAUUCAGUUUCACCUCACUAAACGGGAUGUUUGUUGAUGUUUAUAUGAGGAUCAUCACACCCCACUGCCUUGGGAUGUGAAGUGGUUUUAUUUUGCAGAUUUUUUUUUUUUUUCCCCCCCAAUAUGAUUCUCAUUUAACCUGCAGUAUCUACAUGCUGAGUCCUCAGUGGUUUGUGGUUAUAUAGCAGUCCGUAUAUAUCAGGCCAUCAUAACAUCACUAAUAAAUGUCAAAGUACAGACGUGACAUGUCAAAACUCAACUUUAAUUCAAUUUUUUAUAUGUGUGUGUAUGUAUGUAUAUAUAUAUACAUUUUAUAGCAGUUAAUGAGGCAGAAAUAUUUUGAUGUUUGGAAAGUUAUGAGUUAAAAGCUGUAAUUGGUAAUGCCAUAUUGUUUUUAUGGUUCUGUCUGGUUGCUGUUAUUGAACUUUUUUUUCCUCUUUGAAAUGCAUGUAGCAUGCAUGCAUCCUUUGGAUUAAUUAGGUUUUCACAUCAUCUCCAGUGUUGUUGGUGUUUUUGGUGAUUUUUUUUUUUUUUUUUUAAUAAUAGCAUUGAAGUCCAGUCCAAACAGAAAUUCAUUGUAUAAUUUAAGAAAUGCAUCAUUGUAGGUUUUUAAAAUAUUCUUUUUUUUUUUCCUCAGACUGCAGGCUAAAAGCAAUUAAUGUCACUGAGUUAUAGUCUGUUUUAAUUUUCUUUUCAGUUCAAGCACUGUGAGACCAUGGCUACUACGAGGUGUAUGAACGUGUAAAUAUUAUUUAGCUGUACAAGUUAGUCCAGGAACUCACAUGGUUUUUUUUUUGUUUUUUUAAUUUAUUUUCUUUCUCAGUCUUUAAACCUCUUUUUCUUCCUCAACCUAUCUCUAUUUUUAUACUAUAUAUCAAAUACCAGAGUAAUGGAGCCGUUCCCUCUAUCUGUGCAUGUGCUAUCUGAUGAUGUGUUGUACAUCAGAUUUUAGCAUCAGUGAAACGUUCAUGUCUGCGAUUCGUUUUAAGUCCCUUAUUUCACACGCGCUCAAACGCAAUCUAUAUUUUAAUAGUCACAUAAAUACUGGCUGGUUUAUAAGUGAACAGCCGCUACAGGAGAGUGUGUUUCUUCUGACCUUCCAGGUGCCAGGAGAUUCACGCUGGUUUAAAUGAAAAAGUUUAACAAGUCUGGGUUCUGUAAUGGAGAGAUUUAAAUCAGUAUUAUGAGUGUAGAUUUUGGGAUGACGCAGAGUUGCGUACACUUUAGUUUCAGAUCAAUCAAGAAAGCACAUUUUGUCCUGAUGGGUACACUUAAAUGUUUUUUAGCGUUGUAAGUUGCGGAUACGUUCUGGUUGGGCACAUUUGGAAGCGACGGAGCGGAAAGUGGACUGACAACAGCCCUGCUGUAAAGUUUGUUGGCAGAGAUGGCUACAUGCAAACUUUCAGCUGUUCCCUGAGGGUGAUUUUAGAUUAAAAUGUUUGUACGUCAGUUGUGUACAGCUGAUUUCAGGUGAAAUGUCACUGAACAGUUUAUCUGGUGGGCAUCUUUGAUUAGAUUUGAACAAAUGGCUCACUGCCCACAAUGUCAGGCCUGACCUGAGUUUCCCAGAGACAUCUUGACAGUGUGAAAAUCUGGUUUGUUCAUAUAUUUUAAACAUGUUUCUUAUGCAUUUAAUGUAAUAGAGGCAGCAAAAGAAGGAAUGAUAAAAGCAAUCAUAUCAUCUCGGUGCCCAGAUAAACUCAUAGUGUACACAGGGUGGAUGCACCACAACAUAUUGUUCAUAUUUUGCAUAAAAAAUACUCCUUGUACUGUUUUAACUCCGAAAGAGCAAAGAUAAUAUCACUGCUGAGAUGUUUUGGGAAACCCAGCAUUCAGUUCUCGAUAUUGCUGAUGAUGUUCAUAUUUUUGUUUUUAUUUUUUUUUGUUUUGCCGUCCACCUGUCUAAAACUUGUAUUGUCAACCUGUAAUUUUCAUAUUUAAAAUUGCUAGCAUAAAUAUAUAUUAUAUCAGAGCUGCCAAAUGUCACUAUAUCCUAUGAAUAAGAAGUUUAUAGAUUGUGAGGGUUUGAAAGUACGAUUAAAACCUGGUUUCUAGUUUAGUCUUUAGCUUACCCCCCUGAGGAGAGUUGACCUCUCUGUCUGUCCCUGUACAGUUCAGCAGGCUAUGAUGCAGUUUGUUUCAGGAAGUAAAAUGUUGUUAUUUUUUGUGUAAUGACAGCUUUAGCAAUAUAAUAAAAACUAUAAAUUUUG